This is a messenger RNA of Paramecium tetraurelia, 639 nucleotides long. RefSeq lists its product as uncharacterized. Lineage: Eukaryota; Ciliophora; Oligohymenophorea; Peniculida; Parameciidae. The transcript is spliced from 3 exons. The record is from RefSeq and is a predicted model, not a curated record.
AUGUUAUCAAGCUCACAAAAAUCCCAAGUUUACAAAAGAACUUCAUAUUUGACUGAAUCAGGUUCUUUACCCAUUACAGCCAGACCUUAAUCAUCCUACGUUAGCACAUUAGAAAAGAAGGAACUUAGAAGAUAUCCUACUGAAUGGGCUGAAUAGGUUGACAAUAAAACAGACAACAGGUUUCAUCACGUGAUCCUCAAUUAGAGUAAGGCUGAGCACAAUCCUAAUUUGGCAUCUCCUAGUAAAAUAUUUGGAUUGACAGAAAGUCGACGAUUGAACACACAAAAUGACGAUUUGCUCUCAGCUUUCAGAAGAAAAAAUUAAUCUUUAAGCAAUUUGGGAAAUUGGUAAUUCAAUAGCACUCCCGUGGCUAAUCAAUCCUAAAAUACGUAGAGCAAAGCUUCAACAACUUCGAAACCAUAACCCAUGUUAACUAGAAAGUUGGAUUAGUCUGUUCCUCUUAGAGAUUUACUCGAAUUAUCAAGAUAAUUAGAUUAGGCCUCUCCAGAAGAGAUAUAAUAAUUAUCGAGAGGAUAUGUUAAUGAGCUCGUCCAAUUAUAAUAAACCAUCACAAGAUCCUUAAAAUAUGUUUCAAGAUGAGAUAUAUAUAUUAAUAUUAAGCUAAUCAGAAUAUUAUUA